Orussus abietinus is the source of this 1300-nucleotide messenger RNA. RefSeq names its product fatty acyl-CoA reductase wat. Gene Ontology annotation, molecular function: alcohol-forming very long-chain fatty acyl-CoA reductase (NADP+) activity. NCBI's taxonomy places the organism in Eukaryota, Metazoa, Arthropoda, Insecta, Hymenoptera, Orussidae. The coding region runs from base 188 to 1030 and encodes 280 amino acids. Gene Ontology annotation, cellular component: peroxisome. The transcript has 6 exons. Gene Ontology annotation, biological process: long-chain fatty-acyl-CoA metabolic process. The record is from RefSeq and is a predicted model, not a curated record.
AAACUCACGAGGAGAAUAUUCAUUACACCUGUGACUGCUUACUCAGAGGAAUUGGAAGUGUUCUGGAAUAUCUGAUAGUGGUUCGUUCGCGCCUUGGAAAUUCAAGUUUCAGUACUCGAGGAAAGUUGUACAAGACAUUUAAACAACGGACUUCUCUCGAAAGGAUCUCUCGAAAGUCCAUUGCAUAAUGGCGGUACGAGGAAGUCAAUCAUACCUUCAAGAUAUGUUCGAUGAACCGAUGUUGGAUCCUGAUGACAAUGUGAGCGAGAUCGCGGAAUUCUUCGCGGGAUGCAACGUCCUUGUAACGGGAGGGUCUGGAUUUUUGGGGAAACUGCUGAUUGAAAAAUUAUUACGGUCAUGUACUGGCAUCAAGAAUUUGUACAUGCUCAUGAGAACGAAGAAAGGAAAGUCUCCGGAAGUGCGAUUUAAGGAACAGUUCGAAGAUGUCCCGCCGAUUUAUAAUGUGGUGUCGUCUUGUCAAGCUCCCAUCACGUGGGGCGAAUAUAUGAAAAAAAACGAGAUUUACGGAAUGGAGGUCCCCAGUGAAAUGGUCCUCUGGUAUUACUGUUUCACAUUGAAUAAGAGUCUGUGGAUACAUAACAUCUACGUUUUCUUUCUUCAUCUAAUACCGGCUCUCAUAGUCGACAGUUUAGCAUAUGUCACCGGCCGAAAGCCAAUAUUAUGGAAUGCGUACAAGAAGAUUCACAAAUUCAGCGGGGUCAUCUCGUAUUUUUCCACCCAGCAGUGGACAUUUCACAACAAGAGAGUUCAAAAGUUAUGGGAAAGGCUUCGUCCUGCCGACCGGAAAAAGUUUUUCUUUUCCAUUGGGGAACUGGACUGGGAAGAGUACAUGCGUUAUCAUAUCCGUGGUCUUAGAUUGCAUAUUUUAAAAGACACCCCGGAUACUGUAGACAAGGGGCGAAUUAAGUACAGAAAGUUGAAAAUCGCCCAUUACACGAUAUCGAUCGUCGCAAUUCUUUUAUUGGCCUGGGCCCUUAUAGCGAUUGUGCGCUGCUUCAUAGGCUGGUAACAACAAAUGAAGAUGCAUUUGCUUUGUUUUUUUUUUUUUAAUUGGAAAAUCAGUGUCGCGUCGAUCGUUGCGAAUGUGUCAUUAUGCAAACCUACAUUCGAGAUCAUUUACGAUCCUUUACGGUCCUUUACGGUCCUUUACGGAUCGUUAUGGUGGACAGCAGGAAAUUAACUUCUAAUAUACUUAGAUAAUUUACAUGUAUUUAUUUAAGAUCAGUGCAUAUUUAAACCAUCAACGGAUGAAUUUUUCAAUAAAUCUAGUGAGUCAGAA